AUAUUCAUAAAUGCAUUUGUGGGAGGAUAAACUAAUAUUUAUUCAUUCAGUAGUAGAUAGGCAUACCAAAACAUAGGCAUACUAAAACACCCCCUCUCCUCUCAGAGUGUUUUGGUACCCGAUGGAAGAGGAGGGAUCCCCUCUCUCUCUCUCCAAGAUACUAAAACACCCUCUCUCCUCUCAGAGUGUUUUAGUACCCGAUGAGAGAGUGGGAGAGUAUCCCCAGUCUACCCCCGUAUGUAUUUUUUUGAAAGCCUAUAGUGUUCUUUCAAUCCCUUCCCUUGCAUGAGCGAUUUAAAGCUUUCUCACCGCCUACAAAUGCUAUUGGCUGCUUGUGGGACCACCCCUAAUUUUAAGUCCCAAUUAGCUUUCCCAGAAAAGCUAGUCAGUUUUCCUUCCAGAGAUCCGCUUUUAGCGAUUGAUAAGUGGCGUAGAGACAAUGGUCACAAAAAUGCACUCAGACCGAUAGGCCUGCAGAGAGCCCGAAGAUGAACAUGAGCUGAUAGGACUAGAGAACGACAAACAAUACAUAGUGAUUGACGAGUAACCUAGAGGCAUGCACCAAGACCGAUGGGUCUCGUGAUAGUCAUUUUUGGCAGGAGAUCCCUUAUUUUGUUGCGCUACCUGCAGAGAGCGCGGAGAUUAACACGUCGUACUGACUUUGACGAGUUUCCUAGAGGCCUGCAGGAAAUCCCCAAAAAGAUGCAGAGGCACCGAUAAGUUUUAUGAAGAUACCCCUCCCUUUUUUUCGUUUCGCUAGCAGUGGACGAAAAUGCGUGAGUGUCGCAGAUACCUGCAGAGAUGAACGUUGUAAAGGCUUUUAGCGUUUGACGAAUGGCCGAAGAGGGCCUGAAAUACACGCGCGGACGGCCGGGUCUUAUGAUAGUCAUUUUUGGCAGGAGAUCCCUUAUUUUGUUGCGCUACCUGCAGAGAGCGCGGAGAUUAACACGUCGUACUGACUUUGACGAGUUUCCUAGAGGCCUGCAGGAAAUCCCCAAAAAAGAUGCAGAGGCACCGAUAAGUUUUAUGAAGAUACCCCUCCCUUUUUUUUCGUUUCGCUAGCUGUGGACGAAAAUGCGUGAGUGCCGGCAGCUGACCCGCCUCGACGAUCCCCACUGGCUGACCCGCCGCAUCGAUCGCCGACAGCUGUCCCGCCUCAUUGAUCUCCGGCGGCUGACCUGCCUCAACGAUCCCCGGCGGCUGACCCGCCGCAGCGAUCCCCAGCUGCUAACUCGUCUGGACGAUCCGCAAUGACUGAGCAGCCUCGGCGAUCACCUACGGCUGAGCAGCCUCGGCAAUCCUCGGCGACCCGAAGACGGUCUCGCUCGAGCUCGAGCUCGAGUUCGAGCUCCAGUUCGAGCUCCAGUUCAAGCGGAACAUCAUACAGUUGCGCAUCGUGCAAAUCCGUUAAAAGUAUACGCGAUCUCAAGCGGAUUCCUAAAAUUACAUCCUCGAAUAUGAAGAGAAAAGCAAAUGAACAAGAAGGCAACGAGCAGAAGAAGAAGAAGGCAGGAGAGAGAGAGAGAGAGACGUCACCAAAACCAGGAACAUCUACAAUGACUUCAGAGGUUACGAGACCAGUACCGAGACGUGGUAUUUUACAAUUGAAAAGGACAGACAGUCAACAGCAGCAGCAACAUCAGCAACAUCAGCAAUAGCAGCAACAGCAGCAGCAACAACAGCAACAGCAGCUGCAACCACAGCCGCAGCAACAACAGCAACAGCGACCACAGCAAUAACAACGCAAUUUACCGAGGAUUAUAGAUGAUGAGAUAAUAAUAGAUCAUGUAAACGUAAAUAAAAUUUACAAAAAUUAUAAAAAAAAUAAAUUUAAAGAACUGUGAACACCUCACCAUUAAUUAAAACUUUGAAUUCCGGAAAAUUUCCGCCAGCGCUGACCGUUGGUUAACUGAAGCUGAUGCGCAUGCGCGUCAGCUCCGGUUAACUUACGACGGACACUGGCGGGAGUUUUCCCAAAUUCAAAGUUUUAUUUAACGAUAGGUGUACGAAAUUUUCAGAAAAGUUGAAAAAAAUUGUAAAAUAUUUAAGAAAAAUUAGGUAUGAUUUUUAAAUUGAAUUACUCUGCUCUUUGUCUUCGUUUUAGUCUAAGUAAAUAAAUAAACUAAUCUGAUAAAUUGACUACGUGUGAAUAAGAGGUGAUGACAAAUUUCAAUCCCUUUUCAAAUUAAUAAUAAAAGUUUUCAUAUUUUUUUAUAAUAAAAAAUAACAACUGUGUACAAAAUUUUAAUUUUUCUAAAAAAAAUAAUUUUAUUCAAUAAUUUGUUUCAUAGUACAUUUCAAUAAUUAUCAACUUCGUCUUGGCUAAAUUUUUCAGACAAAUAAUUUAAUAACCAUGCUCUUAUUGAAAGAGCAUUAUGGACGGCACAUGAUGGUUUUCUUCUAAUAGAAAGAUGAUGGUGCAAGCAAAAGUAAUUUUUAUUACUUUUUAUGUUCUCGAGCGGAGGGCAUCCAAGAUCUUCGACAUUACAUAUUAGACUGAAAAAAAAAUAAUGUGGAUAAAUUGAAGUAUUAAAAGCAUGAAAAAAAAAGAAUUGAAGGAAUGUAUAAAUACUUACGUAUUCGGUAAAUAAUUUUUCAACCACAGUGCUUUCUGUUCUCCCUUAACGAAUAUCUUUUUAACAUCUCGUGUAAUGAUUUGUAAGACAUGUUGAAGUCGAUGGUAUGGAAUGUCACCAGAAUUCCAUUCAAUUCCAUGGUGACUUUUUUCUAGCCAAUGUAUCAUACAUUUUUCUUCCUCGGUAAGUUCUUCCCACGGCAUUGGAGACUUGAAGAGGUAAGCAGUUGGUAAAGCUGUUUUUCUUAUUUUGAGAAAACUAAUUUCCUUGAAAAUGAAAGUAUCCGCAGCAAUUCUUUGAAAUCCUUGUAUGUCAACAAUAUAAACAUUUUCUUCGGAUAUUUCAGUAUGGUAUUUUGAAACAUCUUUUUGUAUUCAUACAUUGCAGUCAUCUUGCAGCUUAGUAGAGUUAGUUCUAUAAGACGAAUUUAUUGUAAAUGAACAGAUGAAUUUUGUCAUCCUGCUUAUAUAAGAAGAAACUCCACCUUGGUUGUCACACAAUUGGUUGUCAAAAAGAAGCAUAGAGCAACAGCUUUUCAAUGUCGAAGAUGACCACUUCUCAUUGGAGCAAAGAUAGAAAAUCCAUUCCUUCCCAAGACAAUAUCCCUUCUCCUUGUCAAACUUCCUAUUCAUUGGUAGUUUCUAAAAUUUUCCUCCUUUUCUUUCGUGGUCUCGUCUAUAUAUAGCAAGAAAUUUUACUGUGAGGAGCAGACUUAGUCUACAACAGUACACGAAACUAGUUCUUUAUACAAUUCUGUUUUGUGAGUGUUAAGUGAAAAAGUAAAUAUGGCUUCAUUUCAACUUUUUGAACGCCUUGUUGAAGUAGUGCGUGAUACUUUGCGAAAUAUACAUGAAAUGAGCAAUAAUGAUAUUCAUUAUUGGCUGGACAUGUGCAAUUCCACAAUAAAGGAAUUGAACGAAAAAAUCGACAAAGCUAAUCUUGCAAGAGGAGAAAAGCAGAAAUAUCAAACUUGUAUGACACAUAUUUCAUGUGUGCAAGUUCAACUCCAACAACAUCUUCAGCAAGGAGGUGGUCUACAAUCGGAAGAAACUGAAGCUAGAGUUGAGUGGCGAGAUGUAGCAUCAGCGUUUCAAAAUCGAAUUAGAACAGGUGUAGUUGUAAACAUAAAGCAUGUAGAAUUUCUAAGUUUUUUUAACGAUGCGCAAAAGCUCUUCAAGGUUAAAGUAGAAGAUUGCUUGAAGGAAUAUAACGUUGUAAAAAUAAAUUAUGACUUUAUCGCAGAAUUUUCUAUGCAAAAAAAGGUGAGGAAACGACAGACAUUAAAUAUUUUACAAGUGAAAGUGUUACAGCAUUCAUGUCAACGAAUUUGGAAGAAUGGUUCAAGGAUCAUAUCAAAGAACCUAUUCUCACCCAGCUUGAAGAAUUCCAGGAGAAAGAUUCUGGCUGGACUCUGACGAGUAUUAUCAGUUUGUGUAUCAAUAUGAAAAAAUAUUCUCCAAUCAAGGGGAGUUCCUUCAUUCCACUUCCAAACUUUAUAGAAAAGAAAAAGGCAUGUGUUAAUGUUCGUAAUAAUGAUAAUCAUUGUUUCAAGUAUGCUAUACUUUCAGCAUUGCAUCCUAGUGAAACUAAUCCCAAUAGAGUUAAUCAAUAUCGUUUGUUUGAGAACGAGCUGAACUUUGGUGAUAUAGAAUUUCCAGUGAAACUCAAAGAUGUUCCGAAAUUCGAAAAAUUAAAUGAUAUUUCAAUAAAUGUAUACAUAUUAAAAAAGUACAAUGCAAAGUUCGAAGUAUCGCCAUGCCAUAUUACAAAAGAAAAGAAAGAAAAACAUGUUAAUCUACUCCUCAUUCAAGAUUUUUACAUAGAUGAAAAUGAAGAAAAUAAUCAUGACGAUGGCGGAAGCUUGCCUAAAUACCACUACGUUUGGAUUAAAUAUCUGUCUCGACUUUUAGCACUCAAUUAAUUAAAUCAUGUAAAAUCAUACCACUGCGAAAGGUGUUUACAAAAAUUUUACUGUGAAGAAAGGUUAGAAAUGCACGAAAAUGAUUGCAAAAAUUUAAAUAAAUGUCGAAUUAAUUUGACCGACUUUAAGAAUAACAUUCUUAAAUUUGAAGAUUACAAUAAAAGUGAAAAAGUUCCUUUUGUUAUUUAUGCAGAUUUUGAAUGUUUGUUAAAGCCUACUGAAAAUGAAAAUGCUUUUCAGCUUCAUGAAGCAUAUAGCAUAGGCUAUUAUAUAAAGUGCAGCUUCGAUGACAGUUUAUCUGUUUAUAAAUCAUAAAGACAA
Messenger RNA from Nasonia vitripennis (jewel wasp), 4818 nucleotides. RefSeq names its product RNA-binding protein with serine-rich domain 1-B-like. NCBI's taxonomy places the organism in Eukaryota, Metazoa, Arthropoda, Insecta, Hymenoptera, Pteromalidae. Bases 1251 to 1658 code for a protein of 135 amino acids. The record is from RefSeq and is a predicted model, not a curated record. The transcript is spliced from 3 exons.